Messenger RNA from Babesia bigemina, 1500 nucleotides. RefSeq names its product translation elongation factor Tu, putative. Gene Ontology annotation, molecular function: GTPase activity; GTP binding; translation elongation factor activity. The coding region runs from base 1 to 1500 and encodes 499 amino acids. Gene Ontology annotation, cellular component: mitochondrion. The transcript has a single exon. NCBI's taxonomy places the organism in Eukaryota, Apicomplexa, Aconoidasida, Piroplasmida, Babesiidae. Gene Ontology annotation, biological process: mitochondrial translational elongation. The record is from RefSeq and is a predicted model, not a curated record.
AUGCUGAAAAGAUAUACCAAGGUGCUGCUGGCAACGUUCUCGUCGAACGGCUAUGCCGCCAGUACCGCAUCGCAACUCCUCUCUAAGGGGUCGUUACGCGAUGUUGCGAAGCGCCACGUGGCGUCUGCAACACGGGCCGUAAGCAGCUUGAGUGUGGCUGCAGACGGGCUCAUGGCGUCGCAAUGGUCGUGCCAGCGCCGUCUGGGCACCGCGGCAUCGCACGUGUUGGCAUCCCGUGAGCGUUGCAGCCUCGGCCGUCUGCAACACGGCGACCUGGCGGGGCACACCUCUAACCCCAGUGGCAGGCGCUACUUCGCCGUGGGCACCUUCGUCAGGAACAAGGAUCACCUGAACAUCGGCACCAUCGGGCACGUCGACCACGGGAAAACCACGCUCACGGCCGCCCUCACGAAGGUGUGCGCCAUGGACGGGCACGGAGAGUACACGCCCUACGAGGCCAUCGACCGCGCGCCGGAGGAACGGAAGCGUGGCAUCACCAUCAACUCGACGCAUGUAGAAUACGAAACCCAGAACAGGCACUACGGUCACGUGGACUGCCCCGGUCACGCCGACUACGUGAAGAACAUGAUCUCGGGCGCGGCACAGAUGGACGGCGCCAUCCUGGUCGUGUCGUGCGUGGAUGGCCCGAUGCCGCAAACCAAGGAGCACGUGCUGCUGGCCAAGCAGAUCGGCGUGCCGCGGCUUGUGGUGUUCCUGAACAAGCUCGACAUGCUGGAGGACGUGGAGCUGCUGGAGCUGGUCGAGUUGGAGAUCAGGGAGCUCCUCAGCGAGUACGGAUACGACGGCGACGCUACCCCAAUCAUCAAGGGAAGCGCCAUGAAGGCGCUGAACAGCGCUGCGGAGGAGGACGUGAAGCCCAUACGGGAGCUCCUGCACGCGUGCGAUACGUACCUCCUGACUCCGGAGCGCAAGAGCGACCUGCCGCUGCUGGUCGCCGUGGACGACGUUCUGGCCAUCCCCGGCAAGGGCACGGUCGUGACCGGCCGCGUGGAGCAGGGCAAGAUCAGGUGUGGCGACGCCAUCGAGGUCUGCGGUGGCCCCAAGUCUGGGAAGAAGACCGUCUGCAUGGGCCUCGAAAUGUUCCGCAAGAGCCUCAGCGAAGGUAUCGCAGGUGACCAGAUCGGUGUGCUGCUUAAGGGUGUGAAACGCGACGAGGUUGAGCGGGGUUUCGUGCUCAUCCAGCCCGGCACGUACAAAUGCCACAGCGAGUUCGACGCGGACCUCUACGUUCUGACCACCGAGGAGGGUGGCAGGAAGCACCCCUUCGUCUCCAACUACCGGCCGCAGGCGUUCAUACGCACUGGGGACAUCUGCUGCUCCGUCCACCUGCUCGGCGAUUUGGAGAUGGCGGCGCCUGGCGACAACGUCAGGUGCAACAUCAAGCUGCUGCACCCGAUGCCUGUCCACGAUGGGUUGAGAUUCGCGCUCAGAGAGGGCGGCAAAACCGUGGCGUCGGGGCUCAUCACGAAAGUUUACUGA